Linum trigynum is the source of this 4977-nucleotide messenger RNA. The record is from the annotation of a GenBank genome assembly. NCBI's taxonomy places the organism in Eukaryota, Viridiplantae, Streptophyta, Magnoliopsida, Malpighiales, Linaceae.
GCUUUAAAACGAGUUUUUGGAUUAGGAAUUUCUUGAAUUCCCGAUAAGCGAAAUUAGGGUUUCGGAGUAUCUAGAAGCCGGAUUGAGCCCAGAUGUCAUAUAUGAGCUUCCUAUAGCGAGGUAAUUAAUCCUCUGGUUCUAAUCCCUGAAUUUUGGCAAUUAUUUAGGUCGGGGUCCAAAUCGCUGAAUUUAGCUCCGGUCGGGGUUUGAUGUGUUUUUAUCGAGAAUUUGAUCCGGAGCCUAGAACUAACAUUGACGGGACACUGCAGGGGAUAUUAGGAAAAUCUCGGAUUUUGAUUCCGGGUUUGUUUGAGAAAAGUGAAGUUGUGGUACGGGAGGCUAAAACCGGUGUUUGAACGACCAAAACUGGUGAGGGAUUAGCACGGCAUACCGGGUUUGUCGUAUCACGAUAAUUAUAUAGAUGUUUAGAAUUGACCUAGGUGAACUAGAAUGGCAUGAUUAGGGGUGUAUGAACUUUUUUGAUAUAUGUUGAACCCUGCACUGCUGUAUGAUAUUACUGACUUGCCCUAAUCGAUAUGGACCUUGUUUAUGCGGAUGAUUGCAUACAUGUUGCCAUUUGUGGCUUAAUUGUUGAUAUGACAUCAUGGUUGUUCGAUCAGGUGUUUUUACAUGAUGUGAUAUUGUGGUUGUAUUUGGAUUCACGAGUGGAGGAAAUAAACUUCCCAGUUUUAUAUUAUGAUGUUUUAAGGAGGAUGGCUUGCACGAGGGUUUAUCCCGAGGAAGUGCACCUAUACGACUCCUGGUUUACCUAUGUUGAGCCAAUUAUGGUCAGGUCAAGUACAUGUGCAAGUAACGAAUUAUGAUUAAGCAAGAUGAGAUAUGGAUCACGGAUAAGGAUACCAAGUAAGAGUACUUUAAUUUGGUCUCAUGGUCAAUUACAUAGUAAUUAGGGCUCCCCAUGAUAUCACUUCGUUAUGAUAUGUUAGGUUACACCCCUGAAGUGGUGUUGACUGUUGAUUCAUUAUGAGAUAUGACCACACCCAAAGUGGUGUCAUAUGUCCGAUAUGACUACACCGACAGUGGUGGGUCCGAUAUGACUACACCGACAGUGGUGGUUCCGAUAUGAGCACAUCCACGAGAUGUUUGGUCCAUAUUCCUGGGAGAGUAAUUAGCAUGGGUGUAGCCAGACGCCUAUAAGUAAAACAUGAUAAGACACAUAUGCAUAAGUCAAGGUGGUUGAGUCUUUUGCCCAUUGGGAUAUGAGGAUGGCUGAGGUCCUAUCCUAGUGUUUUGUCUUGAUUUCUAGAUGUAUGGUAGGGGUAUGCUUUGUUAUGAACUCACGAUGCAAUGAUUGUCUCACUCAGCCAUGAGCUGACCCUCUUUAUCCUUUUUCUCUGCUUAUGCCAUGUGUAAGCAGAUCAUCAUCAUCAUCAGUAGAUAGGAAUAUAGGUGGGAGCUGACCAAGAGUUGAAGGCAAGAUGAGGUAUGGUCUUCAACUAUUAUGUAAGUUGUGACGAUUAUGGCAUGUAUCCGUAUGCUAUGCAGUUGUGUAGCAUGAAACUUUGACCAUGGCUAUGAAAAGGCAAUGCAUAUGGUUGUGAGUAUAUAUGUUUGUCUAUGAAUGCAUGGAUUCAGAUGAAUUAUUUUUCUGGAUUAGAUGGAAGAAUUGUUAGCCCAUUAAGCGAGUAAUUCAUGUCAAAAUUUUGUUUGGGUAAAUUUUGGUAAUUAAUGUAACACCAGUUUUAAAUUCCGCUGCAAUUGUAUGAACAAUAUGAUUAAACAAAACGUACAGGGUAGGGUGUUACAGCCCUUGUGAGCAAUUUCAUGAGAGAGAGAUCCCAAAACCAUCCAAAAUGACCCUGUUCUUGUUCGAUAAAUUUAAUUGGAUUCAACUUGAUUCAUUGUUGCAUACUUCUAAUCAAAGAGACCCUCCUAGGGACUCACCAAGUGGUUUCAGACGCCCGUUUCAAGCACAGUGGUGAGGAAGACGACUUCGACAAAGGACAACAUUGUCGGAGCUACGUGUUGGAAAAGGUCGAAAGGCCCUGUUUUGGUGACCCUACAAUUUUGCUCUCGACAUAGAAGAAUUCGACCAAAUCAAGGACUCCAAUGGGGCAUCCUAACGGGGAGGAUUCCAUGGCACUAAUUUAAGCUACGUUGGUCAAGAUGAACGCCUCCUUUCAGCUGCAAUAGGAUCAUAUCACUCGACGCUUGGACGAGAUGAAACCACCAUACAAGGAAGCAGAGACAUAGCAGUCGCAUCUCAGAUGAUUCUAGCUGGGAAUCCACACCAAAUCGUCCCAAACGAAGUCAAUUGUGCCUUAGAUGAGAGGCUCCAUAACAUCGAGCAACAUCUAGUCAUCACUGAAGGAGAUCCAAGCCCUCGAUAUCGAGGCAAUUAGGAAUUUGGAAGGAGAAACCUAGGAGCAGAGUCUGACGGGUCUAUUGCCGACUUGCAAGGAAUUAAAUUGACAAUUCCUGUGUUUCAGGUCUCCAAUAGCGGUACGACUUAUUUGGAUUGGGAACGGAAGAUUCUCCUUUUCUUCUAGUGUGGGAACUAUAUUGAGCAGUAGAAGGUUUUACUUGUAGUCUACGAAUUUACAGAUUACGCAGCAACAUGGUGGGAGCAAACAUAGGUAAACCACAAGGUGGGAGCAAAAAUAGGUAAACCACAUGCGAAGAUGAAGGAAUUUUCAUCCUUUAGUUACCACAUGGGAGGAGCUGAGGGCUUUGAUGCGUGAAAGGUUUAUCCCUGGAUAUUACCAAAGGGAGCUCUUAGAUUCCCUUCAAUCAAUCCAACAGGGAAGUAAGACUAUCGACGAGUAUUUUGAAAAUCUCGAGAUGCUUCUAAUUCGAGCAGAUGUCAGAGAAGAUCGAGAGUCCACCAUCGCAAGGUUCCUCCAUGGACUUAAUCAAGAAAUCGGAAAGGAGCUAGUGCUCAGACAAUUUGUCGAGCUCAAAGAAGCUGUGCAUCUGGCAAUCAAGAUCAGGAAAUAAGCCGAGGCUAGAAGGUUUUCCAACCGAAGUGUAGUAGAGAACUCUCUUGAGCCAAAUUCAGUACAAAUUCGACAAGAAAACCCCAAGAACGUGCCCAAGCAGAUGCCUCCUAUGUACCAUCGCAAGGCCGAGACAUCAACCAGUUUCAUCCAAUGCUUCAAGUGUCAUGGUCGAGGACACAAGGCGAACCAAUGCUAUCUCUAGUCAUAGAUGGGGAAAGCUGUAUGAACGUAGUGAGCUUUGAUGUUGUUAAGAAACUCGGCUUGAGAACUAGCAAACACCCUGAGCCUUACACAUUGCAUUGGUUUAACUAUUACAGUGAAAUUAAGGUCAACAAGCAGGCUAAAAUCAAGUUUGCAAUCGGACGAUAUGAAGAUGAGAUUCAGCUUGAUGUAGCUUUGAUGCAAACAUCUCACUUGUUGCUUGGAUGACCCUGGUAAUUUGAUCGAGGGGUUUGCCAUGACGGAGGAACAAAUUGCUACAAAUUUCGGCAUAGAAACCAGAAGUUUUUGUUUAAGCCAAUGUCUCCGGCCGAAGUCCGAGCUGAUCAAAACCAUCAGGAAGCGAGUCGACGACGAAAAAAUGGAGAAUCCAGUAAGACCCUCUCAGAGGAGCGGUAGGAAGCUAGCCUUGUAGCCCGAUGCUUCAUGUUGACAACAUACAAAAGGAAGAAGAUUCAUCCUCAACAACAACUCUGCAACUCAUCAUCGGAGCAGAGUAGGAGAGAGAGUGAUCUCGUCAGAGGUUUGGGCGAAGAGUCGAACCCACCAUCUAACCCCGACACGAUCCAUUACAUAUCGAGAAGCUCAUCCACAGGCCUGAUGGAAUCAACUACGCCUAAUUUUCUUGAUUUGGAUCGAGCUAAAGUACCCCUGGAAACGAGCAGAGAUGACAAAAAGUUGAGCUAAACGAUGGGAGCAUCUCGGAAUGAAUCGAAGCAAGCCGACAGUGCAGAAUCAUUGGGAAGGGAUGUCCAAAGUUGUAGGAAGCUCCAAUUGCAGGCCGAGAUUCCUGAAAUACCAACGCCCAAUUCGGGCUUGAGUUUCCUGUGUUCUGCAACAUUGAACAUCGACGGUGGCGGGAAACGGGGGAAAAAUGAUUCGCCAACAAAGAGGGUGUGAAUCGAGUCAGGGAACCAAAUUCAGAAUGAUGAUUGGAGGUAUGGCGAAGAUGAUGGUGACCCUGAAUUGAACUUGGAAUACUGGAAUCAGAAAUCCCCAAAGGUAUUGACGACGAGCUAUGCUCCAAUUUUUACAGAAAAUCGAAUUUAGGAUCGAUUUUGUGAAAAUUUUGAGAUGAGGAAGGCCAAAGCUUUUAGGGAAAAGCUUUUUUAUGAGGGGUGGCCUAAUACAAUCCCAGAUUGCCUCCUUGUUCAUUCAUAAUGGAUCAAUCAAGAAGCCAUCACAAGUUGUGAAAAGGAACUUAAAAUUUGUCUAAGUGUUUUUACAGUUUCAGGUAGCCUACUUUGCAAGCUUGGUCGUCACAAAUGGCUUGAUGGAAAUGGGAGAUUAAAUGCUUGUUUUGAAGAUGAAAUGCUUCUCUACACAUUGGCAAGCUUGGAUGCCCAAGGGGAAGUCAUGAAGACCAUUUUUCGAGCUAUGCUAAAACUGGAAACUUGCCAAAAUUUCACCAAUUCUGGAAGAUAGUUUAGAUACCCAACUUUGGAGGCCUAUUCAAGAAAAUUGGUGGCGAAUCAAGCCCGGAGAAUGGUUCCCCAUGAGAGCAUGAUUUUUCUAUUACAACCUAGAGGCAUUGGAUGAAGGAAGACGUACCGCGAAGACUUCAAACGAAGGAGAGCAAGAUCGUCUGGAGCUUGGUCAAAAACUAUCUUGCAAGGAAUCCAAAAUCCUUCUUGGAUUAGGAAUUCCCUUUACCUUUUUCUGUUUGCAUUUGAUUUCCCAAUUUUUUUGUGUUUGGGACAUCCGUAUUAGUUUGGUAGCUAGCCUAGGUCUAUUUAAAUUUAUCCAAUUGCGUUGUAACUCAGUUUUAAGUUCAAUCGAAUAAUAACAACAAGUUUGA